GCAGCGCCGGUACCGAUGAGCGGGCUCCGAGCGCCCGGCGUGCGGCCGGUGCCGACCUGCCUGCUCCUGCUGGGGCUGCUCCUGCCCGCCGCCGCCGCGGGCGCGGGGUGCGAGCUGGAGGCUGCGGACGGCGGCGGCGGCCGGCGGGGAGGACGGUGCGGCGCGGCCGGCUCUGCGGCGGAGCCGGUGACAGAUCCCUGCAGUUCCCUGAGCCCGCCGUGCUUUACGGAGGAGGACCGGUUCAGCCUGGAGGCGCUCCGCAUGAUCCAUAAGCAGAUGGAUGAUGACAAAGAUGGUGGAAUCGAGGUAGAUGAAAGUGAUGAGUUUCUAAGGGAAGAUAUGCAAUACAAGGAUGCCUCAAAUAAACAUAGUCACCUGCACAGAGAAGACAAGCAUAUCACCAUUGAGGAUCUGUGGAAACGCUGGAAAACAUCUGAAGUUCAUAACUGGACUCAAGAGGACACUCUUCAGUGGCUCUCAGAUUUUGUUGAAUUGCCCCAAUAUGAAAAGAAUUUUAGAGACAGCAAUGUCAAUGGAACAACACUUCCCAGGAUAGCAGUAAAUGAACAUGCUUUCAUGAUCUCUCACUUGAAAAUAAUUGACCGGAGUCACAGACAGAAGCUUCAGCUUAAAGCCUUGGAUGUUGUUUUGUUUGGACCUCUCACUCGUCCCCCUCACAACUGGAUGAAGGAUUUUAUAUUAACAGUUUCUAUAGUUAUUGGUUUUGGAGGCUGCUGGUUUGCAUAUACACAGAACAGAACCUCAAGAGAACAUAUCACAAAAAUGAUGAAGGACUUAGAAAGUCUCCAAACAGCAGAGCAAAGUCUUCUUGACUUGCAGGAAAGGCUUGAGAAGGCACAAGAAGAGAAUAGAAACGUUGCUGUUGAAAAGCAAAAUCUGGAGCGCAAAAUGAUGGAUGAGAUCAAUGAUGCAAAACGUGAAGCUCAUCGCCUCAGGGAAUUGAGAGAGGGAGCUGAAUGUGAGCUCAGCAGGCUCAAAUAUGCAGAGGAAGAGUUAGUACAGGUUCGCAUGGCUUUAAAAAAGGCUGAGAAGGAGUUUGAGUUGAGAAGUAAUUGGUCUGUUCCUGAAGCUUUGCAGAAGUGGCUUCAGUUAACACACGAAGUUGAAGUACAAUAUUACAAUAUCAAAAGACAGCAUGCAGAAAUGCAAUUAGCAAUUGCUAAAGAUGAGGCAGAAAAGAUAAAAAAGAAGAGAAGCACUGUAUUUGGAACACUACAUGUUGCACACAGCUCCUCCCUGGAUGAAGUGGACCAUAAAAUUCUUGAAGCAAAGAAAGCACUCUCUGAGUUGACGACGUGUUUGCGGGAGCGUCUUUAUCGAUGGCAGCAGAUUGAGAAGAUUUGUGGGUUUCAAAUCGCACACAAUUCUGGGCUACCAAGCUUGACCUCCUCUCUCUACUCUGAUCACAGCUGGGUAGUUAUGCCUCGAGUUUCCAUUCCUCCCUACCCAAUUGCAGGGGGAGUUGAUGACUUAGAUGAAGACACUCCUCCAAUAGUUUCACAGUUUCAUGGGUCCAUUGUAAAAGCUCCCAGCACUCUGGCAAGAAGCAGUAGCUUGUGUAGAUCAAGACGCAGUGUUGUGCCAUCAUCUCCACAGUCUCAGCACGCUCUGCACUCCCCUGACCCUGACAUCCUCUCUGUGUCGAGCUGCCCAGCUCUCUAUCGAACUGAAGAGGAGGAGGAAGCCAUUUACUUCUCUGCUGAUAAACAAUGGGAAGUACAGGAGACAGGUUCGGAAUGUGACUCCUUAAAUUCAUCCAUUGGAAGAAAACAGUCUCCUCCAGCAAGUCUUGAGAUGUACCAGACAAUUUCUCCUCAGAAAGUAUCACCAGAAGAAUUCUCACUGGAGGAAUCAUCUACGGGAGACUCCUCUUCUCUGACUGCAGAUGUUUCUAGGGGCUCUCCUGACUGUGUAGGCAUGGCAGAAACUAAGAGCAUGAUCUUUAGUCCUGCAAGCAAAGUUUAUAAUGGAAUCCUGGAGAAGUCUUGCAGCAUGAACCAGCUUUCAACUGGGAUCCCCGUCCCAAAGCCUCGUCACACCUCGUGCUCCUCGACUGGCAGUGACAGCAAACCCAGCCAUGAAGCUGCUUCUGUCCCCAGGAUAAGCAGCAUCCCACAGGACCUCUACCAGAAUGGUGAAAAAAAUAAAAAGCCAUCAAAAAUAAAAAACCUCUUUAAGAAGAAGUGUAAGUGAGGUUGGCAGAAGAGAACCUAUAGUAAUAUUAUGAGAACUCUAUUUUUUAAAUCUUUAGGAAUGUAAUUCCAUUUGAGCAUCCCAGAGUGGAUGCCCCAAUGGAAUACUCUGUAGGUCACCUAUAUUUAAUGACUGUACUGUCAACGGUUGUGCCAGCUGUCAAUGAGAAAUCAUUAAAACGUUCAGACAGUUUA
This is a messenger RNA of Melospiza melodia melodia, 2408 nucleotides long. It is a transcript of the gene STIM2, whose product is annotated as stromal interaction molecule 2. The record is from RefSeq and is a predicted model, not a curated record. The transcript has 12 exons. Gene Ontology annotation, biological process: intracellular calcium ion homeostasis; store-operated calcium entry; activation of store-operated calcium channel activity. NCBI's taxonomy places the organism in Eukaryota, Metazoa, Chordata, Aves, Passeriformes, Passerellidae. Gene Ontology annotation, cellular component: plasma membrane; endoplasmic reticulum. Bases 16 to 2214 code for a protein of 732 amino acids. Gene Ontology annotation, molecular function: calcium ion binding; calcium channel regulator activity; protein binding.